Thermothelomyces thermophilus ATCC 42464 is the source of this 2198-nucleotide messenger RNA. RefSeq lists its product as uncharacterized. Gene Ontology annotation, molecular function: histone acetyltransferase activity. Lineage: Eukaryota; Fungi; Ascomycota; Sordariomycetes; Sordariales; Chaetomiaceae. The record is from RefSeq and is a predicted model, not a curated record. The coding region runs from base 213 to 2048 and encodes 611 amino acids. Gene Ontology annotation, cellular component: SAS acetyltransferase complex. The transcript is spliced from 2 exons.
AGAACAUAGAAAACUGCACACCCAACUCGUAAUAAACUCGUCUCGCAUCUCCUUCCAUCAAAGGCAGCAGCAGCGCUCCUCACCUCGCCAAAUACCCGCCAAGCAGUACCAGGAGCCCCAAAGCGGCGCUGGCCUGACCUUCAUUUGGCAAUCCAAUUUCAAUCUCGCCACAUCGUACUUCAUCUCGCUGGCACUAUGACUGAGGCAUCGAAAUGGCAUUGACUACAUCCAUGACCCGCUCCCGACGAGCAGAGGGUGCCCAUCUCUCGAACCCCAAGGUUGCCAAUGCCCAUCGCCUGCUCCCCAACGCGAAGGACCACUACCCACCCCGCCCGAAACGCCAGCUUGACCCUUCCGAACGCGACAUUGACAACGUCGUCGCCAAGAAGGCCAGAUUCACCACAGGAAUCGCGGUCGAGAUUCCGGCACGGUCGUCGCUCCAUGCCCGAUUCGUGAGGGACACCGCCGACGCGAAACAAGCGGUGCCUGCGCCGCCGAAACCCGCGGUCGCGGCCCCUAAAGCCCCGACGACUCAUCGUGCCCCUCCCGCCAAUGGCACCAGACCCGCCCCUGCCAAAACUCAGCAGCAGCACCAGCAGCAGCCGGCACCUCCAAAACACCGGGAGAAGGUUGCCAAUGGGUUGAAGCACGAAUUGAACAAGCUGCAGCCGAGUGCGGCCGACACCAAGGAGCAGGGCCGGAAACUUCGGUCGCAGGAAGCAACUCGCUUCAAGAGCGAGCUGUCUGCCUACUUCCCAGAGUACGACGAAGUCAUUGGCAAUGACCCGAAAGAGACUCACCUCCUCAACGUCGACACGCCCAUCGUAAUCGUUCCGGAUCCAUCACCACUUCACAACAACCACAAUAACAAUAACAACAACAACCCCCUCCAACGAGCCCAGCAACACCCACCCCACCGCACCGCACCACUUCCUCCCCACGAAUACCCGAUUCGCAGCUACGGUGACGCCCUCUACACCGACCUCUUUGACGCCCAACGAAUUGACUUUAGCUUCCUGGACAAACAACCCCCACCCGCUGGCGGCGGUGACAAUAACUAUAAUAACGAUGGCAACGGCAAUGCCCCCGAUUCCGACCCCCUACCGGACACGCUCUACUCCCCGGCGCACAGGAAAGCCGAACGACUGGAGCGCUCCAUCCGCAACACGGAAAAGGGCCGCGCCCAGCACGAGAAGGACCAGAUCAUGCGCCUGCUGGACGGCCUGCAGGGCCACGACUGGCUGCGGGUGAUGGGGGUCAACGGCAUCACCGAGAGCAAGAAGAGGGCGUUCGAGCCCGCGCGGCAGCACUUCAUCCGCGGGUGCGAGAACAUCCUGAGCAAGUUUCGGCGCUGGGCGAGGGAGGAGAAGAGGAGGCGGGCAGAGAUGCUGGAGAGGAAGGCUGCGGCUCAUGAGCAUAGGGAGGGGUCAGCCAAGGACGCAGCGAGUGAAGGGGAAGGGGAGGAGGCCGAGGGCCACGGUGAGGCUGAGGGGCGUACAGGGAAGGGGGCGGCCAGGGGUGCGGGAGGCAACCAGGGCGAGGAGGAGGGCAAUGAUAGCGACGAUGACGACGGAGGAGGGGGGAACAUCGUCGAGGGCGAGCCGCCUGACGAUGACGCCGGUAGCGGUGACAUUGACGCGUCGGUGGCAAGGCAGCUUCGCGAGGAGGCGCUCGCGGCGGCGGCCAAGAGGAGGAGGAGUAAGGCCGCUGCUGCCGGAACAAGGGCGCCCGCGGCGAGACGCGGGGCGGCUUCGACGGCAACGGCUGCGCGUCGCAAGACCGCGGCGGCGGCGGCGGCAUCCCGAUCGAAGCCAGAGCCCCCGAUCCAAGAACCGCCGAAACCGUUCACCUCGUUCUUUGCCAAGCGGUACCAGCGGGACGCAGCACUGAGCAAGAACCGCCGGAAAGGCCGGAAGGUGCUGGCGUGGGGCCAGCCCUUGCCGGAAAUGGCCGAGGCCGAGUUCCAACUGCCGACCGGGCUGUGCGACGAAGAGACGUUGCGGGCGCACGCGCGGAAGAAGAGAAGGGAUAAGAGGUUGAGGAAGUGAAAAAGAAGGAGCUUCCGCUGGUUGGUUGCUUUGGUAGUUGUAUUAUUGUCUGCUGGCUGCCCUCUGGGAUGUCUCCAUAGCGUGUUUCUUUUUGUUUGUUUGUUUAUUGUUGAGGGAUGAGGGAUGCUCUCGCAAGGCGUUAUGGCAGGC